Molecule: messenger RNA, 10849 nt
Organism: Apis cerana (Asiatic honeybee)
Lineage: Eukaryota; Metazoa; Arthropoda; Insecta; Hymenoptera; Apidae
Source: RefSeq, a predicted model, not a curated record
UAACUAAGACUAAGAAUUUAAGAAAUCGAGAGAAAAUCGACGCGAGAACGCGUUUCACGGAAUUUCACGGAUGACAGGAUGCGACUUUGACCGAUGCUCGCAAGAUGAUCCAUCGAUCGGACAUUGAACCUUCGGCUACGUGGCGUCUCUCGUUUCGAACGUAUCGAUUCGCAAUAUGAUUCGAGGUAAACAAUAGCUAGAAAUUGGAAGCAUUUUCGAAAACAUCGUCUCGUAUUUCCAUGUAAUUCAAAUCUUACGCAAUGUUAUCGCGGUUUGGCUCGGUGAGACAGGCGUGGACGUGUCAAGUUUAAAACGGAAGUCGCUCAACGCUUUGCGGUACAAUCUUUUUUCCAUUUGUCGUUCGCGCUACCUUAUCCAUUUGCCCCUCGAUUCUUUCGAUUUUUUCGUUUCGGUAUCGACGUUGUUCCAUUUAAUUAAACGCAUCGUUCGUUUUUCUUUUUUUUUCUUUUUUCCUUUUCGUUCCACUUUCUUCUGCAAGUUUGCAGCGCCGUAAUACGCAUGGACGAAGUAAUAAAAUCUUUCUUCAUCCGUAGUAUUAUUUCCGCUGCAUUAUCCACCUUUCCAUCUUUCGCGUUUUUUUUUUUCUUUUUUAAUUUCGUUUUGCUGCACUACGUUACUAUUACUUUUUGAUUAAAUUUUUUCCAUUUAAUUUUAUUGGAAGUAAACUGGAAAAAAAAUAUGCAUCGAAAAAAACGAUAAAAGUCUUCUUCACCUACUGUAGUUCGCGUUGUUUGCUUCGUCUUAUCAAUCUCUUUAUCUCUCAACUUUCUUUUUAUCUUGUCUUCGAUACGCAAGCGUCGUUGUUCGAUUUAAAUUAAAUUUAUCGUUGAAUCUGUUUCUUCUUUUUUUCUUUCCUUUUCGUUUAAUUUCGUUUAAUAAAAACGAAAUUUUCUAAAAUCAAAAUUGUAAAAAACCGCAUUUCCACUUUACAAAGAUGUAUUUUACGCGCGUGAAACAAUCCGCACCAACGAGUAUUAUUUGUAAUCGAGGUUAAAGCUUAAUGAAUCGGAAAAUCAUCGGCUGUAACAAUUUUACCAACGAUACUACCAAUUCGAUCGCAUCGAGACGUGAAAAUUGUUCGAUUCUCGCUUCAACGAUCUUUAACUUUUUUUUUCCCCUCCUCUGUUUACACACAAAACGUUAUAUAACAUUUUCUUCCUUCCAUUUGUAUCUUCAUUCGAACGUUUAAUCGAUGAAAUGAUCGAUCGGUGAAAAGAGAAAACAUUUAUCACCGUUUUACCGUUUCACGAAUUCGACGAGAUUAACAACGAAUAAGCGAUUAAAAUGUUGAAACUGGUUUCGAAAAGAGCAACCAGUUUUCGGAGCCUGGCGUGGGAUAACUUUCGUUAUCCCGUGCGCGAUAUCCCGCGUUUCGUUCUUUAAAUACGCUCGAUUGGUCGUGAUGACUUCCUCCUUUUUUUCUGCGUCAGCUGGAAUUUUAAAUUCGACGCAGCUUCCGGGAACGGUAACCAGACCCCUUUUGCGGUUUCGUUCGCUCGGUUGCAACUGUGUCAAGUAACGAUUCUCGAACGGAGCGACUCGACAAAGAGAAACUUUCGACAUCUCGGCGAGAAGGAUUUACCGGGGAGUUGGAACUCUCGAACCCUGACUUCUUCACCCGACCGUGCGAUUCCCUCAAGAUCCACCUCUUUCUCCUAUUUAUUUCCGCUUUCUCGCUCUGCCUAUCUUCCCUUCCCAACCUUUUCCUCCAUGUUUGCGUCUAGUAACUCCAAUUCUAUCACUUUCCCGCCAUUCUUUCUCCUUUGUUUUCUUUAUCUUCGUUCCUUCCUCCGCCGCAAACAGACCUAAUUCCCUUUGAACACGGUGUUUCCAACGAUUCUAUUCCGCAUUCGAUACACUCCCUUUUGCGAUUUCGAUUUCUCGAAAACGAGAUCCACGAGACGAAAAGUAAAUUAGAAAUUUUGGAAUCCAGUUUUUCACACUCUUUUGUAAGCUACAACAAGUAAACGUUCGUAAAAUUGAUAACGAAACAAAGAAACGUUUUGAUAACGUUGUUCACCUUUUCUCGCUCGUGAAUCACGCACAGAUAUAAUAUCGUUAUCUUUAACGUUAAACGCUCCGUAAUAUGUAUUCUGGUAUACAUAUAUUCAGACUUUGAUUCUUUCGAAAAAAAAAAGAAAAGAUAGAAUUGUUGUAUAUAUAUUCCUUGUUCUCGUUCAAUUAUUUGUCCAUACGAAUCAUCGAAGAAUAAAAUUUUUUGGAACGUAGAAAAACGAAACAUCGUAAAGGCGCAAUUAUCAGGAAUUAAACAUGGCGUAUAACGGAUAACUGUUGUCAAUUUCCCAACGAAGAAGAUGACAUUUGCCAAGAGAGGCGUGGAGAGAAGUUAACCGAAUCACGAAUAACUCGAUUACAGUUGUCUGAAUUAUAACUACAAACACCGACUAUCCUUGAGAGAGAGGGGAAGAUCUGUUACUAGGUUUGUCCCUAGGUCUCUUCAAUUAGCCUCUGUACUCGCGGCCAACUUCGUCGCCGACGCAAACUUUCGAAAGUUUCAUUGUUCUUAAAGCGACUCGACUUCUCCGUUUCUGUCGCGUCAUCGCGAAUCAGCGCGAAAAUUAUCGAACCUGCCUGCGAUCCCUUUAAUUCCCAUCCAGUAGGAAAAAUUCUUUCAACAGAAGCUCUUCUGGAAAUUCUUGUUAUUUCAGCGUAAAGAAAGAAAAACACACACACACGCGCGUUAUUAUCGCCGUUUUAUCACCGAAAUAGUUUCCGAUAAAAGUCAAUGUCACGUCUGAUUCAACUAUUACAUUUCGAGAGGAAACGCGUGUUCUUCCAAUUCGAUACCUUUAUCUUAUCAUUCUCCAACCUUUCUCGCGUUCCUUUCCACGAUCGAAGCAUACGAUCGAGCAUAUUUUCUUACGAACGAUCGAUCCGAUCUCCUCCGAAAUAAUGGAAAUAGUUGCGCACAGGUGGAGGAAAUAUUCGAAUUGGAUCGAAAGGGAAGGAAGAGAGUAAGCUUUUGUUUCCGCGACCGAGAAAAAAUUGAUUCGCGCCGUACAUAAAGCCCCCCCCUCUCGGCUGGAACCGCGCGAUGCAAUCCGCAAUGGGAACGCCAUUGUCGGUCGUUCGUCAAUUUCGAUUCAGGUGGCGGAUCGCCGAUAGUUCGUGACCGGACGCCUUAAAAGCCCCGCCGCUUUUUGCUCUCGGCCAUUCGCGACACGCGUCCUCCUCUCCCCCGAUACUUCUUAAUUAUUUAUCUUCUCGAUCGAGUAUUUCUUCGACCGUAUAAUUUUCGGGGAUCGAAGGAAGCGCCUUCUGCUUCCGCGCUCGCUUCGUAUCCGACCGCGCACCUGCUGGCUUUAAUGCAAAUUCUUACCGGGAGCUCCUCCUUUUUCGAGAAUCUCUCUCUCUCUCUCUGUCUCUAUCUACGAUCAAAGUCCCAGCAGUCUUCCAACCAUGCAACUUUAAUUCACUUCCGCUUCGAUUUAUCCCCGCAAUUUAGGAGGGAGGUCUCCAUUUUAACGCCAUUUCUCCACGUGGCCUAUUUUUCCACGGUGAAUAACGCCGGUUACGAGAUCCCGGCGGUGGAUAAACGUCUGGUUAAUCGCAGAUUUGAUUCAUCCCUCGUUUGUUUCUACUGUUUCGCCGUCGAUUUCGAUUUUCGCGACCCGAGGCCGCCGCAUCCGUCCCCCCUCCACCGUCUCAAAUCGUUUAUUUACCCGCCGGGCACCGAGCCACCCUCCUACCGUUUCCAGGGGACUCUCCGCAUUCCUCUCCUCGUUUCUUUUCCUCCUCCUUUCCUUGGGCGGUGAUCGCUUCGCGCAACCACGCUCCAAGAAAGAGAAACGUUUCAAGGAAGAAACCUUCGAAACGCGAGAAUCCUUGGGGUUAAGGUCUCUCUCUCUCCUCUCCUCUCCUCGUUUACGAACCGACCUCUAAACUCGAUUAUUACCCCAAGAUUUUCCUCGCCACUGCCUCCUUAUUUCCCCUCGUAUACGGUAUCCAUCCCUUUAAGAAUUUUUUCUCCCCCCUAGCGUGGCACGAUUGCGCUCGAGGUUUCUUUAGGAAUCCGUCAAUAUUUUUAUAUUUUCUCUUCCUUCGAUUUUCUCUCGAAACAUUCGUCGCGUCAUCUUAGCAAGCAAGAUAUAUUAUUGUGAAGAGGGAGGCAUUUAACGAUCCAGGAUCUAUACGUACGAAAUGCCACAAUUAAUCGAAUCGAGAGUAGAAGCAAUUACGGAGAGUCUAAGCACCGUUCAUAAUUCGGCUGCUCCCUUUGUGCCAACUGCGACUAGAUGCAGAAAAUAGCCGACGUUAUCCCCGUUCCUUUGAGUCAGCGCGCGAAAUGGAAAUGGAAUUUUAAGAGAGUUUCUUAGUCAUCGAUCGAGCAUAGGGAAACGUGGACGGUGCGUCCUCUCGACGAUGUAUCCGUCCACUUACGCGAACGAGAGAACAGUUUUUCCCGUUCUUCUCUUUAUUUCGAAGAAAUAACGCCCCAGCUGUUCUCCGCGCCGGAUAAUCUGACGUCACCGAUGCACCCCGUGAAAACGUUCCGAGUUACCCGAGUCAUACGUUACGGGGAAUCGUGUUUAUAAACUUUCCACGCUCUCUCUUUCCCCUCUUCUUCCUCCUCUUUUCCCCCCACUUUUGAAUCCGAUGAAAUUUUCACGACCUCUUCCAUGAUUUUUAGAACAAACAGCGUGCAACUCCGAAUUAUUCACGCAAAAGUGUAAACAACUUCCUCUCGAUGCUUCCAAGUCUUGGUUGGUUUUUCGAUUCGCCACGUUAUUGAGACAAAAUUUGGAGGAUUUGGCGAAGCAAAAAAAACGGAUCGCGAUGAAAUUCGGUUUACAGCGAGUAACGGUCGAAGCGUGCGAUGCAAAAAUUGCGGUAAUAAACGGAAUGUAAUUGGACGGUUCCGUUUCGAGUUCAUUCGUUAAUGGUGCGACGGGAGUCAGGAGUGGUUAGCAGGAAGUAUUCGUAUCGCCGCGCCCUGUCCUCGAUCGGUGCUCGUCACGCGAUCGAGCUACAUCUUUCGCAUAAAACGUAAUUUCAGCUACUCCCUGCAACUUCGUUCACUCGUUUCUGCAUUCCAAGCUUUGAUCCUUGCUUCUACUUACUGCCAACGAGGAAAAAAGUAAAUACGAGAUUCCUUCACGAAUAGAAAAGAGCUCCCUUCGUAACUUCGUUUCGAGAAAUUUUCACGAUCGUUCCGAUGUUUCGCAUUUCGUCGCGAAAAACAAUUCGGCCUUCUAUCGAACAAACGAAUCUUCUGCAUUCUGCUUUUUCCCUCCUCCUAUAAUCGAUUCGUUUUUCGGAUAAAAAAAAGGCGAAGGGUGAACGAAAUAGCGCAGAGACGAGACGGGACCGCUCCUUUCGAACGUUUCUCCUCGAAAAUAGUAGCACCUUACCGCGCGUCCGUUUUCCACGAAGCCGACGUGGCGGAACGCUACCAGUAACACACGCGCUGCUCUCCUAAUCGGGCAACACAAUCGGGAAACAAGCCUCGCGUAGUAAUUUCAACCGACUUCCAGCCACGCUGGCCCCAUUGUUCUCGCGACAGAUUCUCCGACAUCCUUUCCAUCCCUUCCCUCCCCGCCCUCGCUCCAAUUAACGUUCGCGUGGGCGUUAAUCCGCGCAACCAGCGCGUCAAAGUCAUCACGAUCCUUUUCCACCUGAGCUCUUCCUCAUUGAGAAUUCGAGGCGAGCCUUUGAUUCCUCGGGAUCGGGAGGAAAGACUCUAAUUUUUCAAUUAUGCUCGGGGAAUGGAGGGAAUUCGAAAGUUAGUCGAACGGUAUUAAAUCGAAGACGGAAAGUUUACUUCGUUACGUCUUUCUCUUUCUCUCUCUCUCUCUCGAAAUUAAAAGUUGCGAGUUUUUCGUUAAUGGAAAUGGAUAUAUCGCGCACGGAAAUACGAUAUAAACGUAUAAAUGGAAAUGAUUUUACGUAUGCUUUUAACGAAUUAUUAUUAUUCGAUAUCAGCGCUGUUCGCGUAGCGAAAGGAUUACUAUGUACGUAUGUAUAUUGUUUACAAUUAUUUUUUAAAACAACACGGACGAGGAAUGGAUACGUUAGAUUCGAUUUCCUUUCGAAAUAAAUCAAAGGGAAAUAAAAGAGGCUGGGGAAGAAUUUUAAAUGCAGCCACGUGACGGCACAAUUUACAGGAACGGAACGUGGACAAUUGUUUAAUUAUCCUGGUCGAACACUUUCCUCGAAAGAGUAUCGCGUCUCUUUCCGGCGAGCCGCGGAACGCAUUACAAUGAAUCGUGUCGUCCCUUAAGGAGAGGGAUCGGUCGGCUUUCGUUCUCUCUUCGAAUCGAUGCUGCGAUAUCUCGCGAGCCAAAAUUAUCUUGCACGAUAACGAAUUUAGCCGCGCCGCGCCGCGAAGGUAAAAGAGGAGAAGGGGGAGGGGCAGGCUUUCCUUCGAAACUCGUUCGGAAACGAAACGCGCGGAUACCGAGAAUAGCGCGACCAGAAAGAUAAACAAAUGGUCGAGAAUUCCGCUCCCGAGAAGAGGAGGCCUCCACUCGGCUCGGAGUCGUUAGAAACCGGUUUCAAAUUUUCUCUCGACCGCUAUCGAUCACGUCGAAUAGAUUUUCCCGAAAAUGCGUUCUUCUCGCAACAGGCGCCCUGCUGCGGUCCGCGACGUGAGGCGAACGUUUGUUGAACGCGAAAAUAUCGAUUAUUUAUCGUGGCAGCUAUCGUGCCGCCAUUUUUCUCGGGGACCGACCACGGACCGACGAUCGUUACAAUCUUCCCCCGUAUUACACGCAGCAUGGAAAGAGCUCGGGGGAUACGAAGGGUAUUAAGGGAUUACAGCAUCGUCUGGCGGAGGCUUAGCCCGAGAACCGACGCGACACCUCGAUUUUGUCGUUCGAGCCUUAACUAAAUACCGACUCGAACCACUCCUCGAGAACAGGGCUCGCUUUCCGAUGGACGCGACGAACGUGGAGGAUACGUGUAGGGGCUCGCCUCUAUCUCGAACCUUUCGAAAAAAUGGGAUUCCAGACGCUCGAUCGCCACAUUGUGCCCGUCUAUAUAUAUAUAUACGUAUAAUACAUUCAGUGUCGCCGUUCCAUCGCGAUGUUGUUUUCGUUGCAACGAGUUGUUUUCUCAUGUAAAUUUCCAUCCUCGUUUCGGCUUACAUAGGCGUGGUGUCGAACGUCGGUUCGCCACGGAUUUUUAGAGAAACGGACGGGUUCGUCGUAACGCUCUUCCCAAGCUUUUCCAAACUCUCUCUUUCUCUCUGUUAAACUCGCUCGUCUUUUUCGCAAAGAUAAACUCCGCAACGGCAUGAAUAUAAACGAGCGUUGUCGGUUCGCGUUCGGGGAAUCGGAGGAAAAAUGAGACACGGCCGAUCCGAGCGACAGGCGUGCUCCAUUUUUAUAUCCCGGCGAUUUGAAAAUUUUUAGGAAAAACCUGUUUUUCCACCCAUUUUCCACCAUCCGCUCCGUGAAUUUUUCCCGUGCUCGGUUCGCGAAUCGAAUCGACCAAUUCUCUUCGAUUUUUCCACGUUCGCAUUUCCGUGGAAAAUUGAUUUCCCCUCCCAGUCGCUCCCUCCGGUAAUUGCUCGUACACGCGACUCGUUUGCAACGAGUUGUGGUUUAAAGGGAAGGCCGAGAAACAGCGGAAUUAUUGCUUGGCAUGGCGUUCGAACAUUUCAUUAAACUGGCGCGCUGACAAACGUGCGGGAUAGCGGGGAACAGGCAGGAAGCCGACGUCAGCGGAAGUACUUUUAAAGGACGUGGAAUUACUGGAGGGAACGAUUCCGUCGGAGGCGAUGGAAGUCGAGGUCUCUCAUUGCAGGGAGUUGAGGAUCCAGUCGGGCGCUUUCGCGGAUGGAGCACCUUUGAAACGCGUUCACGUGUCCGGGAUCUACAGCCUGGUGGCAAAGAGACAGGCGUUUCAGAACUUGAGCGCCCCUAACACGCAUCUCGAGGUGUCCGAGUGUAACAGCGUGAUCCUGGAAAGCCACGCGUUCAGGAACUCGCGGGGCACAUUGAGCGUUUCGAUAUCCAGAUGCAGAAACGUAGGGAUCAAGCCGAACGCCUUCUCCAGGCUGCUCUGGAUCACCGUCAGGGAGGUGCCGACCCUCGAGCUGUCUAGCAACGCGUUCAAACUCGAAGCUUCUCAACACGGAAGGCAUGGACCAGCGACCAAGAUUAUGUUCCAAAGCGUGAGAAUCACGGAGUUGCCGACAGCGGUAUUCCCAUCGGCGGUUGCAGAGGUCCGCAUGGACGAUAUCUGGACAAAGGUGAUCCGCAAGAACGCUUUCUGCGCCAUGACGAUCUUCAGCGUGACCAUAAGCAACGCGUCGAUCCUGGAGAUCGAGACUGGAGCGUUUAGCGACAGAGCGUUAAUCCACAGCCUCGAGUUCGUCGACGUCAGAUUGAAGAGUAUAGAGAGAGGAGCCUUCCGGGCUGGCCACGACAACCUCACCAUACAAUAUUCAAGGCUGUCCGAGGUGGAUACCGGCGCUAUCGACAUAUCCGCCGCUACCGUGAGCUUCAACAACAACGAGUUCCUGAACCUGCACCAAGGCGCGAUCGUUCUCCACCAGUGGAACCACAUAGCCAUCGAUUACAACCUGUUCGUCGAGUUGGAGACGGACGCGAUCACGGCAGAGGUGGACGCGACCUCGGCCCCCAACUUCGAGUUCUCUUUCACGGGGAACCACGUGGAGAAGGCGAGGGCCGGCUCGUUGAAGUUCGCCGCGAUCUCUCAACGAGUGAACACGGCCAGGGUCGGCAACAAUUACUUCAAGGAGCAGUGCAGAUGCGGCCUGGACAAUUGGAUACGGGACGUGACGGGGAAGAACAGCUCCGUUUCGUGGAUGAUGGACUCGAGUUUCUGCGUGGUCGAUCAACUUCUCGACAAGUGUUUCAAUCUGCCCCAGGGCUACAUGUCGAUGAGAAACUUCACGAGGAUCAUUUGCGCGCCCGGGGAUCACAUCGUUUGCGAGAAACCGUCCGCGAAACCCGAGCCAACCGUCAGCCCGCCGAGCGUCGGCCCCCACGUCUAUCCCAGGCACAAGGGUUACUUCGACGUGGAGAUGAGCGAUUCCGAGCAAUUGCAACGCGAGAAGAGGAUCAUCGUUGUGAUUUGCGUGCUGGCAGUGUUCGUCGUCCUGGUGGUCAUCCUCACCUCUGGAAUACUGUACAUGCGUCGGAGCGGCGUCUGCCCCAAGUUGACGUCCGGCCACUUCGCCAAUCUCACCGGCUGGUUGUCGGCCAGCGGUGGAAUCACGGCGGCCACGUCCGCCAGGUCGAUAUCCAGAUUGAGCGUGCACGAGUACGCGGGCCUUCAGCCGGAGACGCGGAUUCUCGACGUGGAAACGUCCCAGGCCGAGGAGGGAACGGAGGAGGAGGAGGAGGAGGAGGGAGAGGAGGGCGGAGAGGAGGGGGGUGCCGAAGGAUUGUACCCUUACACCGAGAACAAGGCGACGCAAACGUUGCCCGAGGAGUUGACGGAGGAGUACCUGAGGGAUCUGAGGGAGAGGUUGAACGAUCCUGACAAUUAUAACCAGGCGAGGGACAUGAUAGAGCAUCUGUACGAUCUGAUCAAGGUGGAGGAGAGUUGCAACAACAACAACAACAACGACGACGACGAGGAGGAGGAGGAGGAUCGGCGAGCGUCGGGGAGGGGAGGGGAGGAGAACGCGUACGACGUGAUCGAGCCGAGGCAGAGGAGAUCGAGGGGAGCGGCGAAGCCGUCCGUCGUCAGCGUGGGUACGAAAGCUCCCUCGUUGGAGAAGCUGUUGCCGAGCGGGAUACUGGUCAGGCCGCCUCUCACCGAGUACACCGAGCCCCGGGAUCGAAGGGCCAACGAGCAGAACCAUUUGUACGCCGAGCUGCCCGGUGACGAAACCGUUCCCAGCACCAGUCGCCUCUCUCAACCGAUCCUCGCGACCUUGGCCGGCAGAGCGCCUCAACCGUUGCCGCCGGACGUCGUCAACGAUCAUCUUCUCGUCAACGAUCAUCGAUCUCGCUCGACCAAGACCGAGAAUCAACGUCAAAGGCCAACGGACAACGGUCCCAAGUUCGAACCCCCUUCGAAAAGUCAGGGCAGGCCCAUGAGCUUCCUCAAGGCUCUCGGCGAGAGUAUCCUCCAAGUCGGGUCCAAGUCGACCACCAGCUGCAACAGCAGCAACAACACCACCACCACCAACAACAACAACAACAACAACAACAAGAGGCCCAACUCGUUGCUCUGCGAAUACGCCGAACCGUCCGACGCCACUGCCCACUUGUACUCUGAACUACCCGAGCCGCAAGCCUCCGCUCCAACGAGCAAGAUGGCGAACAGGCCAUUGCCCACCAAACCCGACCAAGAUUCCGUGAACGUGGCGAGGGCAUAACGGACGCCCUUCGUCGAUUGUCUGUGAUAAUAUAAAGUAGAGCUGCGAGAGACUAUUGUUCGCGUAAAUCGUGCUCUCUCUCUCUCUCUCUCUCUCUCUCUCUCUUUUUCUCGUUUCUUUUCCUAAUAAUUCGUUCGUCCAGCGAUACGAUGAAUUCGCGGUGCCGGAGCGCGAGUAUCGUCGAGUUUAGUCGGGAAGAAACGUCGAACAGUGCCAGAUACGAUCAAUAAUCGAUCGAUUAAUUUUUUAACGAUAUUAGUUUAAUAUGCUUUUGUAAAAAAAAAAAAAAGAAAAAAGAAAAAACAAGUGGAAAAAGAAAAGAAUAGGGAAAUCUUUCAGGAAGGAUGAAUCUUGUUUCGUUGUACGUUUCUUUUUCUUUUUCUUUUUUUUUCUUUUUCGUUUAUUACGGAACAACGAAAGACGAGUUUUAUUUCAACGACUGGCCCGAGAUGUAUCAUAAAUUUAUAUAUAUAUUUGCUUCGUCAGGUAUCAUUAAAGGAAUAAUUCAUA